Xiphophorus couchianus (Monterrey platyfish) is the source of this 2519-nucleotide messenger RNA. Its product is annotated as E3 ubiquitin-protein ligase TRIM21-like. NCBI's taxonomy places the organism in Eukaryota, Metazoa, Chordata, Actinopteri, Cyprinodontiformes, Poeciliidae. The transcript has 3 exons. Bases 81 to 1706 code for a protein of 541 amino acids. Gene Ontology annotation, molecular function: protein binding; zinc ion binding. The record is from RefSeq and is a predicted model, not a curated record.
GUGAAACAGAAAGAAAAAGAAAGACAGGGACAAGUUUAAGCUUCUCUUACGAGUUUCACUGAAGUCUUUAUACAUCAGAAAUGGCUUCUGCCACAAGUCUAAUGGCUGAUGAUAAUUUUUCUUGCUCUAUAUGCCUGGAUGUGUUCACAAAACCUGUAUCAAUUCCUUGUGGACACACGUUUUGUCAAGAUUGCAUCACAAAACACUGGGAAACAGUUAAUCGUCUCAUUGAAUGCCCGCAGUGCAAAGAGACAUAUCUCACCAAGCCAAUGCUCCGGGUGAAUAUUUUCAUUGCUGAUAUGGCGGAAAGAUUCAAAACUGCAGUGAGAAGGAAGUCGUCUUCACCCCUUCAAGAAGCACCGUUUGGGAAAGUGCUGUGCAAUCUGUGCAUAGACCCUGCUGUGAAGUCUUGUUUAGUAUGUUUUAUGUCAUUCUGCACAACACACCUGCAGCCUCAUCAAACAUUACCCAACUUACAGAGACACAAGCUCAUCCAGCCAGUCAAUGACCUCCAGAACAGGUUAUGCAAGACACAUGGCGAACCUUUGGAGUUCUUUUGCAGGGGAGAUCAAAUGUUUCUCUGUUUGUCCUGCAAAGUCAAAGACCAUAAAAUGCAUACGGUGGUGACUUUAGAAGAGGAGGCAAACAUAAGAAAAAUUAAGCUGGGGAAAGAAAAGGAAAGCACUGAUCAAAUGAUCAAGACACGUCAGCAGAUAAUUCUUGACAUUCAAUCCUCUUUGGACAGGAUCGGGAAAAAUGCAGAUCAAGCACUGUCAUACAAAAACCAUGCGAUGGCUGCUGUUGCGGAUUACAUUCAGAGAAGCCAAAUUGAGCUGACUGAGGUAAUCAAUACAAAGCUGCAACAGAUUGAAAAAGAGGGGAUGGAUUUCACUACGGAACUGGAUGCAGAAAUUUUGCAAAUUAAAGAGAAAAAAGAACAACUGGAUAAAACUUCUCUCACAGAUGAUGACUUCACAUUUCUCGAGAAUGCCCUUUCUUCUACAGUAUCUUCACCCAAGGUAAAGGACUGGCCCAAUCUGAAACUUAACACUGCCGAGUUUGCAAUACAAGACGCCAUGGAUGAGCUGCAGAGAUCAGUCAAAAGUAAAAUAAAUACGCUGUGCGAUCCUACCUUUAGAGAGAAGCAGCAGUAUGCUGUAGAUGUGACAUUCGAUCCUGACACAGCACACCCUUUAUUGAAUGUUUCAGCUGAUGGGAAGCAAGUUGCCACUGGAUACCAAAAAAGGAACGUCGACAACAAAGAAGAGAGGUUUCAAAAGGUCCUCAAUGUUCUGGCAAAAGAAGGUUUCUCCUCUGGAAAGUUUUACUACGAGGUUCAGGUGAGAGGCAAAACUCAGUGGGAUUUGGGAGUGGUGAGUGAGUCUAUCAACAGGAAGGGGGAUAUCAGACUGAGUCCGAAGAAUGGAUACUGGACCAUCUGGUUUAGAAAUGGAAAUGAGCUCACAGCCAAUGCUGGCCCUGCUGUAAACCUGCCAGUGAGGCAGAUACCUGAAAAGGUUGGAGUUUUUGUAGACUAUGAGGAAGGACAAGUUUCCUUUUACGAUGUGGAUGCAAGGGCAACCAUCUUCUCCUUUAUGGGAAACAGCUUCACCACGAAGCUUUUCCCUUUCUUCAGUCCCUGCGUCAAUGAGGGAGGAAAAAAUUCAGCUGCCUUGAUCAUCACUCCUGUAACAACCAACCACUGAGAGACUGUUGAAGUUUCUGGGCAAGCAUUGUAACACACUACAAUAGCACAACCCAAUUUUCGCCACAGUAAUCCAUCAGUUGCAGUUUUUAUGGUACGGUUUGAUGCUAGUCUCUCAAAUUGAGUUUAUUUUACAUGACAUGCACUCCGCAAGGUGAAAAAGAGAAAAAGUAUCUGUGCAAGUUAAACUUGUUGUUCUGGCAUCAAAAUGUUAAGUUUCUGGUUUACAUGUUUAACUGUAAUGUUCAGCAAAGCACUGUUAGGAUGUUACAGUUUUAACCACUUGUGCAAGUUGUGACUGAUAUACAUUUAAUGAGAGUUUUACUGUAGCAACAGUACAAAUACAAUCAAAGAAAAAUAAUCCUUAAUUAAAUUCCUCCAUUAUGUUCAGAUUUGCUUAUGAGUAAUAUCCUAUGAAAUCUAUUUCAAAAAUUCACUUUGUUUUUGUUUUUGUUGGUCUUUUGUUCAGUGUUUUAGUUUUUAAAUUAUGUUUUAAAAUAUGCCAACUGUGCAUGCGGUAGCUAAAACAAAAGGACAAAACUGGGCAAUUAAAAGGAGCACUUCUGGAUGACAAACCACUGACAUGUGUCAGCACAUUUUAAUAAAUGUUGUAUUUCAUGUUUUGUGUUGUUGCUUAAAGGCUGAAAGUAUCAGCAUUCUGGAAGUUACAGUUUAGAGAUUCCAUCAGGUCAUAAAAGAGAUGGAGAAUAUUUCACAAUAAACAUGUAAUGUUCAAUGUAAAUGUAGUUACCAUUAAAAGUGUUUAUUAUUCAAUUUGUAACAUUUAAUUAAUACACUCAGGAUGAAAACUUGA